This is a messenger RNA of Corylus avellana, 1938 nucleotides long. Its product is annotated as pentatricopeptide repeat-containing protein At1g06143. The record is from RefSeq and is a predicted model, not a curated record. Lineage: Eukaryota; Viridiplantae; Streptophyta; Magnoliopsida; Fagales; Betulaceae. Gene Ontology annotation, molecular function: protein binding; RNA binding. Gene Ontology annotation, biological process: RNA modification.
CGCAGCUCUUGUAUAAAUUGAAACGGUGCUAACUGCUGAGACAACAGAAAUCGGCGGUUAGACCUGUGUUUGUGGAGGUACAUGAAAUCCAUAUCUAACUUUAACCCUUUAUCAAUCCCAAAAUUACUUCAUCAACCCAACCCACUAACUCAGAAACAAACUAUAUUCGAUCAGUUGAAGAAAUGUUCCAGCCUAAAGAAACUGGAAUCUGCGUAUGCGUCCAUGAUCAAAACCAAUGCAGACCAAGACUGUUUCUUGGUGAACCAGUAUAUCAGCGCCUGUUCGACCUUUUCGCGCAUAGAUUAUGCAGUUUUAGCAUUUACCCAGAUGGAAAAUCCUAAUGUUUUUGUCUAUAACGCAAUGAUAAGAGGCUUUGUUCGUUGUUUUCACCCAACAAAAGCUUUGGAAUGUUACAUGGAAAUGUUGAGAGCUAAGGUUAUGCCAACAAGCUAUACGUUCUCAUCGUUGAUUAAGGCAUGUUCCUCGGUAUCGGCUUUGGGGUUUGGUGAAGCUGUACAGUGUCACAUUUGGAGAAAUGGGUUUAGUUCACAUGUGUUUGUUCAGACUGCUUUGAUUGAUUUCUAUUCGAGUUUAGGUAAACUUGGUAGAUCGACAAGGGUGUUUGAUGAAAUGCCUGAAAAAGAUGUUUUUGCAUGGACUUCGAUGGUUUCGGCUCACAUCCGGGCUGGGGAGUUGAAUUCUGCAAAGAGAUUGUUUGAGGAGAUGCCUGAGAGGAAUACUGCAACGUGGAACAUUUUGAUUGAUGGAUAUGCGAGAAUGGGGAAUGUGGAAUCUGCGGAGUUGUUGUUCAUUCAGAUGCCUGAAAAGGAUAUAAUCUCCUGGACAACCAUGAUCACUUGCUAUUCUCAGAACAAGAAAUUUAGAGAAGCAUUAGCAGUAUUUAGUGAAAUGACAAGCAAUGGGAUCAGUCCUGACGAAGUUACCAUGGCAACUGUUAUAUCAGCUUGUGCCCAUAUUGGAGCGCUAGACCUUGGAAAGGAAAUACAUCUUUAUGCAUUGCAGAAUGGGUUUGAUCUUGAUGUUUAUAUUGGGUCUGCACUGAUUGAUAUGUAUGCCAAGUGUGGGAGCUUAGAUAGGUCACUUUUGGUUUUCUUCAAGUUGCGGGAAAAAAACCUGUUUUGUUGGAAUUCAGUAAUUGAAGGGCUUGCAGUUCACGGAUAUGCAGAUGAAGCACUAAAGAUGUUUGGCAGAAUGGAGAGGGAGAAGGUCAAACCCAAUGGGGUUACUUUUAUCAGUGUUCUAAGCGCCUGCACACAUGCAGGACUAGUUGAAGAAGGGCGUAGGAGGUUUCUGAGCAUCACCAAUGAUUAUUCCAUCCCUCUCGAAGUUGGACACUAUGGAUGCAUGGUUGAUCUACUGAGCAAAGCGGGUUUGCUUGAAGAUGCUCUGGAUUUGAUAAGAAGCAUGAAAGUUCAACCCAAUUCCGUCAUCUGGGGUGCCUUGUUGGGCGGGUGUAAGCUUCAUAGGAACUUGGUGAUUGCUCAACUUGCUGUUAAUGAACUGCUGGUUUUAGAGCCACAUAACAGUGGCUAUUACAACCUGCUCGUUAACAUGUAUGCUGAAGUUAAUAGAUGGGGUGAGGUUGCAAAAAUCCGGGCAGCCAUGAAAGAUCUUGGAAUAGAAAAGAGAUGUCCUGGAUCUAGUUGGAUUGAAAUGGAGAAGAAGAUUCAUCAGUUUUCAGCUUCUGAUAAAUCUCACCCAGCUUCUAGUGAAAUUCACAUGCUGCUACCUGAAUUAGAUGGGCAGCUGAAGUUAGCUGGUUAUGUGCCUGAACUAACUUGGGGGGAUUUAGGCUGAGCUGCUUACACCUUCUGGGCUUGAUGUAACAAAUUAUUUUCUUUGGGGUUUUUUUCAGAGUCGCCCCUACUUAUUAUUAUUAUUUUUUAUAAAAAUUGAUCGCGAAUCACAAUCAUUGUA